Molecule: messenger RNA, 654 nt
Organism: Diabrotica virgifera virgifera (western corn rootworm)
Lineage: Eukaryota; Metazoa; Arthropoda; Insecta; Coleoptera; Chrysomelidae
Gene: Sf3b5
Product: splicing factor 3B subunit 5
Exons: 1
Coding region: 336-593 (85 amino acids)
Biological process (GO): mRNA splicing, via spliceosome
Cellular component (GO): U2 snRNP; precatalytic spliceosome
Source: RefSeq, a predicted model, not a curated record
CCCAUAAGGCGCUACGGUAAAACAUGGCGGAUACGAUGCGUAUCGAGUGUACGUAAUCCGGGCCCUGGCUUCACUUUUGGAACGUGUGUUUUAAAUGAGUGUUACCCGUCCUCUCUUUUUUCCUUGUCUAAGAGUUAAAGGACCAAGGACCAACAUUUGGCAGACAGAAAACUUCUGAAAUGAAUGAAGAUUCUUGAUUGAAGAAUGAAUUUGACGUUGACAGUUACAGUUAGCAGCUUAAAAAAUAGCUGAAAACAAGGAAGGAAGCGAAUCAAAAUAAAAACAUUUAAUUGUAAAGACUCUCCGAACAAUUAUUUGACAAUAAAUCGCGUAAUAUGGGAGAUCGAUAUAAUAUCCACAGUCAAUUAGAACAUCUGCAGUCAAAAUAUAUUGGUACUGGUCAUGCAGAUACCACCAAAUAUGAAUGGUUGGUAAAUCAACACCGGGAUAGUUUUUCCAGCUAUUUGGGUCAUCCAGAUUUAAUCAAUUACAUUGCCGUUUGUGAAAAUGAAGCGAAAGCUCGUGUUAAGUUUAAUUUAAUGGAGAAGAUGCUGCAACCCUGUGGACCACCCCCAGAUAAACCUGAGGAUUAAACUAUAAUUACAUUUAUUUGUAUUUUUCAACUUUUAACAAUUAAAUACUUUGGUACACUUA